AUGCUGUCCAGGGGCCCCCCGCUCCUGGCCCACGUGCCCGUGGCCCCUCGUUUUCCGCUACUGGAACACCUUGCCCAGGUGCCCGCGCCCCUCCCCGCCGUGGAAGGAGGUGCGCGUGGAGUUGGGUGGCCCCCGCAGCAGCAGGAGCCUCUAGAGCGUGUGCGUGCGCCCCUUCGGGGACACCGCCAGGAGCAACUUGUGCAUGUGCUGGGGCAGCUGGGGCCGCGUGAACUCCGAGCGCUUGGACAGCAGCAGCAGCAGCCGCCGCCGCCGCCGCCGCGGGAGCGGCAGCUUCUCGGUGCGCUCCUCGAGGCGGCCGUACCGGGGCUGGAGGAGCGUGAGGUACCGCCGCAGCAGGUGCCGGGUUUGGCGCUUGACCCGCCCCGGCAUCAGCCCGGGCGACGCCUCGGGGCGCUCCUGCUCCGCGGGCGCGCGCCGCCGCUCCUUCCGCUUCUCGCCGCCGCCAGGCCCGCGCGCCCCCGCCUCGCCCGCCCCCGCCCAGGUCCGCGGCGCCCGCUCCAGCUUCCGCCUCUCGUGCGGCCUCAUCCACCGCUCCUGCUUCUCCUCCGGCGCCGGCCCCUCCUCGCGCCGCCUCUCGGUGACCCUCCUCGUGGGGCCCGCCUUGAGCCGCCCCUCUCCCCCCGGCUCGAGGGUGCGCAGCAGGGGCCGGAGCAUCUAGAGCUGCCCCUCGGCUAG
This is a messenger RNA of Ananas comosus (pineapple), 696 nucleotides long. RefSeq names its product basic proline-rich protein-like. The transcript has a single exon. The record is from RefSeq and is a predicted model, not a curated record. Lineage: Eukaryota; Viridiplantae; Streptophyta; Magnoliopsida; Poales; Bromeliaceae. Bases 1 to 696 code for a protein of 231 amino acids.